AUGAUUGAUGUAACACAUCUUGCAUUUCAACACCACACCCACCACUACCGUACUCUCAUCAUGUCUUUCUGGGAGAAACUUACAGGAGGCCUUCGCUCACCCAUGACACCCCCGCCGCCUUCCCCUUCGACUCCACGAGGCCCUUCAAGCUCGUCCAUUCGCUCAUCUUCAGACACCUACAUUCGGAGAAACGAUGAGUACGAGUAUUACAAUGGAGCUACAUCCAGCGCACCGCUAGCCAACAAAUACAGCCGGAGCCGCAGUAUAGGGGACGUUUACUCUCGUGGAGGUGGAGACGUCGAGAACGAUAGAAACGAGCUCUUCUCAGGGUACGAUCCGGCGAGGUCGAGAUCGGGUCCAAUCUUUGAUGGUCCCGACCUGGGAAGAGACCCAACACCUGGGGAAGAGAACGAAGAGGACGUCGAGGGUAUCAAGCAGCAAACCCGCUUUGUGAAGCAGGAAAGUGUUUCGUCUACUCGGAAUGCCUUGCGGCUGGCCCGCGAGGCUGAAGAGUCAGCCCGAAAUACUUUAACUCGCUUGGGUGAUCAGUCCGAGAAACUGUCAACUAUCGAGCAUCAUCUUGAUCUUUCGAAAGGACAUUCUCAAAAGGCCGAGGAUAGGACAGAGGAGCUUAAACAGCUAAACCGAUCCAUUUUCCGGCCUGUCGUUCUGUUCAACAAGGAUGAGAAGCGCGCAGCUGAGAGUGCUGCAGUCCAGCGCCGAUAUGAAGACCGUCGGGAAGAGAGGAUGAGAACCAUGCGCGACCACCAGGAACGAUUUGGCAGUCCGAUGCGAUAUGGCCUAGGAGACGAUGAAGAGCUUAUAGACAGGCGUGGCAGCCCUCGUCCCUCCGCUCUCGGACGAGGCGAUCGCGCGCGCUACCAGUUUGAAAAGACUGCGUCCGACGACGAACUGGAAGACGAACUGGACGAGAACCUGGACGAGAUAGCAGCGGCAACAAAACGUCUCAACAUUCUCAGCAAAGCGAUGUCAAAGGAGCUUGAGGACCAAUGCGAAUGGGUUGGACGCAUCGAGCACAAAACAACCAAACUCGAUGACAGAAUCUCCAACAACACUGAAAGUCUCAAGCGGAUAAAGUAG
Messenger RNA from Cyclocybe aegerita, 1101 nucleotides. The record is from the annotation of a GenBank genome assembly. NCBI's taxonomy places the organism in Eukaryota, Fungi, Basidiomycota, Agaricomycetes, Agaricales, Hemipholiotaceae.